Molecule: messenger RNA, 2229 nt
Organism: Exserohilum turcica Et28A
Lineage: Eukaryota; Fungi; Ascomycota; Dothideomycetes; Pleosporales; Pleosporaceae
Exons: 2
Coding region: 1-2229 (742 amino acids)
Source: RefSeq, a predicted model, not a curated record
AUGCUUUGCGAUGUGUGUAUUGGCAUGCUUAGCCAGCGUAAAGGUCUGGUGAUGCAUGGCACCCUUCAACCUACCUUCGAGCACCACAAAUCCACGAAAACACUCCGACAUUCACGAGAUAUGCAGUGUCCAGUCUGUACAAGACUGGCCAAGACACUAAGUCUACAUACUGAUCUUGCAAAAGACCAAGGAUUGUCUGUCCAAGCAACACUCAACAGAGAAAGAGGCUAUGGCAAGGAGACGGGCAAACGCUGUUUCAAAUUGAUCUUUUUUCUCCACCCGAACCGUGAAUGCACCUUUUUCUUGGAAGAAACAGACCAAAAAGCAUCCUCCGCUCCUCGAAAUCAUACAUUGAAAGACGUCGUAGAAACAGCACAAGGUUGGAUGAACCACUGCAAGUGCGCCAAAUUCUGGGACGAGCCCGGCGUGAAAUGGUACCCUCGCCGUCUAUUGGACUUGCAAGAGUUGCGUGCAAAUCCUCAGGAUCCUCAACGAGCAAGAGUGCGCUUGGUAGAGUCUAAAGAAUGCCUGGGUCAACCAGAAAAGCGCAGCAUAUUCCAUCAUGCCCCAGCCAAACGCCAAAACGACCGCUACGUGACCUUGAGCCACUGCUGGGGCAAGCCAGGCCCCAACUUACCACCACCACUGAAAUUGACUUUCGAAACCGAGAAGCGCUUCAAGAAUGAAGGCAUCAGACUGCAUGAGCUCCCCAAAACAUUUCGCGACGCCGUCAUGUUCGCUGCACGACUAGACAGAGUUGGCUUCAUAUGGAUCGACUCUCUCUGCAUCCGCCAACCCAUCUUGAAAGAAGGUAGAAAUAAAGCGGAGGAGGAAAGAGAUUGGUUUGAGCAAAGCCGUCAUAUGGGAGCUGUGUAUCAAAAGGCCUUUCUGAACAUCUCCGCUACAGCCUCAAAAGACGGCCAAGGAGGCUUGUUUUUCAACGAACGCCCUGCGCAUCUCUGGGAAAACAACGUCUAUGUGUAUUGCCCCGAGGAACGCCCAUCAGUAUCGAAAAAUGGCCCUCCAGAAAGAGAUGUAUACGCAAAAUGCUCGCUCAUCGAUACGUCUACGUGGGACGACCUCGUUGAGUACGCACCGGUCAACCAAAGAGCCUGGGUCUUCCAAGAGCGCUUACUAGCGCCGCGCGUCCUUCACUUUGGCUACAACCAGCUUGCCUGGGAGUGUCGCGAGUUCAACAUGAGCGAGAGCCAUACUUCAAACGAGCUAGGCAUCAAGCCAUCCCGUACCAACGGCUUCAUUCAGGAUGCUCGCUUGAAGCACCUAACACCCGCUAUGGGGCGCUCACUCCGCGAAGCACGAUUGAGCGGUAUGUCCGACCCCGAUCAGCACAUCAGAGACCUGUACAUCUACGAACUGUGGAAGAAGACUGUGGAAAGCUACUCCCAAACAGCGCUUACGCAGCAUAAGGAUAGGCUGAUUGCACUCGGCGGUAUUGCGAAACUCUUCCAAGAAGACCUCUUUGGUGUGGACUGCAGACAGAUCUACGUCGCUGGACUAUGGAGCCGAUACAUUGAAAGCCAGCUACUAUGGCAGGUAAACGAUGUAUACAAUGGAAAUGGUUUAUACGACAACCCUGGUAAACGGCAUUCAGAAGGCGGUCCCUCAUGGUCAUGGGCCGCUAUCGAAAGUCCACAUGGCAUCACCUAUGGCGAUGUCACAGACUUCAAGACUCCACAAAGCGGACAGGCAAGACCGCGCGACGAACUCCUUUUCAAAGUCGUGGAUUAUAAAAUCUCCCUCGCUGACCCAAAGAACCCCUUUGGAAUGGUGACCGCUGGCCGCAUCUUCCUUGCACCCCGCCACCUCCACCGCAUUGAACUGCGUAAGCAAAGCCCUAGCCACGGAGUUCCGUAUAUAUGGCACUUGAAGCCGCCGGUGCAGCAGACCAAGCGGCCAAUUGAGUAUGAAAAUAGCUACCUCGAUGCCCCGGAUUCUGAUGCCGAUGUCUUUGCCCCAACUGCCGAGUUGUACUGCAUGCCAGCUGCGUUUGGGAUGCGGACUGUUAGAAGCUCAGAUCGCUACUUGUACUGCUUGUUGCUCAAAUGCGAAGGCCGCGUUUCAGUCCCGCCAAAUACGCCAGGGAAGCAGGGAAGUGUCUACCGCGUUUUCCGGCGUGUAGGCAUUACUCAAGUGGGAAGUAUGUUUAGGGGAGAACAAGAAGCACUGUUGAAGCAGGGAAUGACGCAGGAAGUCAGUUGUUUGUGCUAA